GCUCACGUGAAUCUUACAAUUAAGCCAGUCGCCAUUUUCAGUUCGGUUUCCAGCUUGACUAGCAAUCAUGGCGGGCUGGUCAUCGCUCCCCCCGGAAGUGACGCGAGAAAUCGUGCACUUGGCCGUCAAAUCAAACCCAGAAUCAGCUUGCGAGUUUGCCACUAUUUCCCGCGAUUGGCAGGACUACGUAGAGGAAAAUACUUUUGUGUCACUAAAAAUACGGUCGACACAGAUGCAACAGCUGCGCGACAUCGUGACUCCCCUUCGGCAGUCAUAUAUUCGCAAUAUGACCUUCGAGGUCAUACUUCCAGAAUACGAUGCCAAAUCUCUUGCAUGGUACAAAGAGACGCUGGAGGAGCAACAACUCAAUAGUCGCUACUUCACGGAUGCCAUCCUCCCCUUCUUCGACGCGGUCGCUAGCUGGAAUUCACCGGCUGCUGGAAAACUCGAGGAGCGACGCGGUAUAUCUCUUCGCAUCUCGGCGUGCUGCCCUAGUGAUAAGGUACCUGAUCGCUACGGCGUACUUCGUCGUCGGUAUAAGCGCUGGGAUAGAUCUGUCCUGGAAAUUCUUCGGAAUGAUAACCGCAAAAUUCCCUUACUGCCAGCUAUUUCCGAGUUUCUCUGUGGUGACGAUUCCUACAGCCGCAAACUGUCUCCUAAGGCCUGCUGCGAUAUAGCAGCCCAGAUGCCGAACGUGCACACAAUGGACUGA
Molecule: messenger RNA, 712 nt
Organism: Truncatella angustata
Lineage: Eukaryota; Fungi; Ascomycota; Sordariomycetes; Amphisphaeriales; Sporocadaceae
Exons: 1
Coding region: 68-712 (214 amino acids)
Source: RefSeq, a predicted model, not a curated record